Drosophila arizonae is the source of this 540-nucleotide messenger RNA. RefSeq lists its product as uncharacterized. NCBI's taxonomy places the organism in Eukaryota, Metazoa, Arthropoda, Insecta, Diptera, Drosophilidae. The record is from RefSeq and is a predicted model, not a curated record.
AUGAAUUAUCGGGCUUGGAUAUACCUGAUAGGUUGUGUGACUUCAUUGGGCAUGGCUCAGGCCAAGCGCAACCUUACCAUUGAUCUUGCCAAUUUGACUUGUAUAUUAGUUGAUCCCUCCUAUGGCAAGGAGUUGACCUGUAUUAUUCAUAGGAGGCGCCCCGAACCUAUGUUAUCUGCGCGCUUCAUACUCGUCAAAACAGUGUCGAAAUUUAAUAUCCACUUUUAUGUGGACAUUAUCAAAUCGGACAACAGUAUAAUUAAAUUGGGCAACAACCAAGUCGAUGGCUGCAAAUACCUCAAAUUGAUGUAUAACGAUAAUAUGUAUGGAAAGUUGUACAAACGUAUUCAACAGCACAGCAAUUUGCCAAAAAAGUGUCCAAUACCUGGCAACAAACUCUUCGAAAUUCGCAACUAUACGGUCCAAGCGGAUGAUUAUCCACCAGCUGUGCCCGAGUUCACCUUUCGCAUUACAUUGAAAAUACUGAAAGAUGAUAAUGUUGUGGCAAUAAUCUUCUUUGUUGCCAGCACAAUCUAUUAA